GAAGUAUUUCGCUAUUCAUCACAUAUCGCAACAAGAAGGCUUAGUGUCACAACGUUCUAAAGAUAACGAUAAUAAAAUUCGAUAAAUAUCGCUAUGUCGGGCCCGACUAUCAUCAAGAAGAAAAGUGUGGCAAUGCCCAAUGUAACUUUACACACUACGGACUUCAAAGUGCGCACCAUCGGGGAGGCGACAUUUGAUAGCCCUCUGGACUGUGUAGAGUGGUACGAUGACGACGAUGGUGUCAUCGCGACGUCGACCCUGGAUAUGGACAUUCUCACAAACAGCUUCACCUUUGUUGAGAAAGCCGGGCCCCGCCAAAAACUGUUCUUUGACCCUAAAAACACGCGCGUGGGUGUGGUCACAUGUGGCGGUCUGUGUCCGGGGCUCAAUAACGUUAUACGUGCGCUUGUCAUGUGCUUGUGGCACCGGUAUGGCAUCCGUAGCAUAACUGGAUUCAAGUACGGGUAUGAGGGCUUGAACCCGGAGACAUCUCAGGAGAUUGAUCUCAAUCCCAAGCGAGUAGCGGAAGUUCACCGAUUUGGAGGCACAUUGCUUGGUAGCUCGCGAGGAGGCCAAUCCGUCAGCACCAUGGUCGAUUUCCUGCAGGAUAAGAAAAUUGACAUCCUCUUCACCAUCGGCGGUGACGGUACACAGAAGGGCGCCGAUGCCAUCUCCAACGAAUGCGAGAAGCGUGGCGUCCCUAUCGCGUGCAUCGGAGUGCCCAAAACCAUCGACAACGAUGUUGCCUUUGUCGAGCGAACAUUCGGGUUCGAGACCGCCGUCGAAUUGGCCCAAGCGUCUAUACAGGCUGCGCACGAGGAGGCUCGUGGAGCACGCAAUGGUAUCGGAAUCGUCAAGCUGAUGGGGCGGGAUAGCGGUUUCAUCGCGCUGCAUGCGUCUCUGGCGAAUUGUGAUACGAACAUCUGCCUGCUUCCUGAAACUCCCUUUAAGAUCUCGAAGAUUGCGGAUUAUAUUGAGAACCGGUUCAAAACACGUGACCACUGUGUCAUAGUCGUCGCCGAGGGGGCGGGGCAAGACAACUUCAAGUCUGAAGGUACAGAUGCCUCCGGCAAUGUCAAAUAUGGAGAUAUUGGUGUCCUGCUCAGAGAUAGACUCGGCGCGAUAAUGAAGGAGAAGAAAAUCGAUGUCACCAUCAAGUAUAUCGAUCCUUCCUACACCAUCCGAUCCGCUCCCACAAACGCCAGUGAUUCAGUGUUCUGCGUUCAGCUGGCGCAGAUGGCCACUCAUGCCGCCAUGGCCGGUAAGACCGGAGCCAUCGUGGGCAUGCUCAACGCUCAGUUCGUGCACAUCCCCAUCGCCAAAAGUGUCUCGGAGCGCAAGAAAGUCGAUGUCAAGGGAAAUACCUUCCAAAGUUUGCUGGACAACACUGGGCAACCGGGUUCUUGGGAGUAGAGAAUGCCCAUUACUCAGCAUCUCUAGCGCGCAAGCGUGAUGUAAUGGAGGCGGGACCGAACAACGAGUUCGCUUUCAGUCUUUCUGCUAUGUAUAAAUAAGUUAAUUCAGGUACAAGCGGAAAACCAUAAACCAAAUAAACGGUCAAUCUGCA
Messenger RNA from Sphaeroforma arctica JP610, 1567 nucleotides. RefSeq lists its product as hypothetical. Gene Ontology annotation, biological process: fructose 6-phosphate metabolic process; glycolytic process. NCBI's taxonomy places the organism in Eukaryota, Ichthyosporea, Ichthyophonida. Bases 94 to 1413 code for a protein of 439 amino acids. Gene Ontology annotation, molecular function: ATP binding; 6-phosphofructokinase activity. The record is from RefSeq and is a predicted model, not a curated record. Gene Ontology annotation, cellular component: cytoplasm. The transcript is spliced from 7 exons.